Messenger RNA from Schistosoma rodhaini, 4326 nucleotides. The record is from the annotation of a GenBank genome assembly. Lineage: Eukaryota; Metazoa; Platyhelminthes; Trematoda; Strigeidida; Schistosomatidae.
AUGGAUGUUGUGAUUGAUAGUCGGGACUCAGUGAGUAAUCUUGAUCAGUCCCGUUGGGGCAUAAAUCUAGACAACCUACUGAAUGAUUCAGACGGUGUGGAAUUUUUCAACAAAUUUCUUUCAUACAAACAUUCUGCAAGUCAUCUCCUUGAUUUCUGGUUUGCCUGCAAGGGCUUCCGAUCAAAUGCUGACUUGUCCAAUCCGGAUAAGCUCUUUCAAGUUGCUAAGGUUAUUUAUAGGACUUAUAUAAAGUCAGGUGCUUCACAUGCAGUUCCGCUGCCUUAUAUUUUAAAACAAAACAUUAAUGAGUGCCUGUCGUCCUACCAUUAUGGGUACAAAAAAGGCCUCUCUUCUAAUGCUUCUGUACAACCUCCCGAUCGGUGCCUGUUUGAUUCAGCACAAAAUGUUGUAAAAAGUCUUCUGGAGCAAAAAUAUUAUCCCGAGUUCCUUACCUUCAUCGCAUGUCCUAGCAAUUUAUUAUGUAUUACUUCAAAUGGACCACUCUGUUCUGACAGAAAAACACGGAACAAGUACCUCGAAUUUCUUUACUCAGACUAUAAACUGGAAAGUCGACGAUCAAAUCGCACUAAGCACAAGUCAUUUUCUGAAUACAAUAGAUUUUCUGCUGAUCAGUCUCCUGGUGCCAAGAAUUUUCAUUCCUUAUUCACUCCAGAUUAUUACCCUGCCAAUAAUAAUAAUUGUAAUGUACCUUCGACUUCAGAACAAAUUUCCACAAAUCCUUUUGUUCGACUUACUACCAGUUGGACAUCUUCAACAAUUCAAUCACCAGUUAUUCAUUCUGCACAACCUGAUCUUCACUAUGAUAAGUCAAAUAAAUCACAUCACCAUCGAUCAACUAGUCGUCAUCAAUUUCUUAACAUUCACGAUCAUCCACUAUCUAGUGGUAUUUUAAAAAUGCCUGCAACAGCCAAUGAUUCCAUAUUAACUGAUAAUCAUCUACAACAAAUGGACAACCAUACAAAAGAUACAACCAAUUCAAAACGACAACAUGAUGACAGCAACAUUUGUGACAAUCAAUCAACAUUUGCCAAUCAGUCAUCUUUCGUGAAUAAUAAUAAUAAUAAUCCACAUCCUGUAAAUAGUUCAAGUCAAAUAUUGACACAAACAUCUAUCACAUCUUCAUCAGGAAUAACGAUUCCGUCAGUGAAUUCAACAUUGAAUAAUAUUGAUUUACCAUUUAUACAUUCACUUAAUUUACAACAAACACAUCAAUCAGAUAACCUCAUAAAAGAGUCUAAUAAUAAUAAUAAUAAUAAUAAUAAUAAUAAUAAUCCCCCGAAGAUAAAUUGGACAAUAAGAAAACAAACCAAUUUAGCUGAAUCUGAUCCAGUUUCAUUUGUUCAAUUAUUAACAGAUCGAUUGGAGAAAGUAAAAGAAUCACGUGGUAAAUUAGAAAAAUUAAUGUCACUUGUUAAUCAUCAGGUUGAUGAAAAACAUCCGACAGAGUCUAAAAAUACUCUACCAAUAGGACAAACUGAUUCACAUGGAUUCAUUUCUGUGAAUCAACAUAAUUCAUCACUUCAUUCAGAUCAUUUAAAUUGGUCACAAUUAAAAUCUAAUUCAUUCACGAAUACUACCAAUAGUCUGAUGAAUGAAGUGAAUUCUUCGACUAUUCAACAGCAUACAUUAAAUUAUCCUCAUCAUUCUACAUUGAUUAUGAAUACUGGAUCUCAAUUAUUGAAUAGUGUUAAUAAAUCACAAGAUGCUCAAGAAAUAUUAGAUGAUCAUUGUUCGCGAAUUUGGGCAGAUGAAUCCGAUAUGAAUAUGGAUACACAAUUAUUAUUAUCAUAUUCAAAAAGGCAACAAAGUGAUAUUAUGCAUACACCAGUAUCUAGUCAACCUUUAUUAAUGACACCGUAUCCUUCGAUGUUAUGUGAUACACUUGUUAAUUCAAUGAAACAUCAUACAACUGGUAUUGUACGCAGUGGAUCUAAUAUUGCAGAAUAUGAAUUGAAAAAAUCAACAGAACAAAAUAAACUUGCUGCAGUAGUUGUUUCUUCUACAGAUUCUUCUUGUGUAUCUUCAAGUAAUAAUAAUAAUAAUAGUAAUGAUAGGACAACAAUACCGGAUAAUACUCAUCGUGGACGACAUAUUACUGCUCCUGGUGGUAAUGUGAGUUAUCGAAGUUUCAGUCGACCCAAUAAAGCUGAUCUACGAUCUAUCGCUUCAUGGGAUAGUGGUGUUGUAAGUAAUUAUUAUGAGAAAAAGCAUCGAUUACAUCAUCAUCAUCAUGAUGAUUUAGAUAUUAUGGAUGAUACAGUAGAUACUGCAUCAAUUUUAGAAGCGGCUAGUUUACAAGCUUUAUCAUCAUCAACUACAGAGUUAGCUCUUGUCAAUGGUGAAGUAACUGCUAAACUAGUUGAGAAAAUUAUACGUCAUUAUCCACGUGGAAUAUUCGAUGGUGAUGAUGAUUAUAUUAAAAAGAAUCAUUCUAAUACAGUCGAACAAUCAUAUUUUAAAUCAAGUCAAUUCAAAGAAACCUCAAAUUUGAAUUAUGCGUAUCCGUUUAGUAGUAGUAGAUUGAGAAGAAGAAGUAAACAAUGUGAAUCUUUUUACGAAUCACCGUCAUCAUCAUUAUCUUACCCAAUCCCUGGUGUUAAUUUGAAUUGUACAUGCUCUGCCAACAAUAGCACCACUGCUGCUGCUGGUACUUGUCAACAACAACAUCCUGGCAUAAUGAUUCCAUGUGAAUGUCAUCGUUGUAUCCAUUGUACACAUUCACCAUCAACAUUAAAUGAUCAUUUAUCAGCAAACUAUUGUAAUUGUAAUUAUAUUCAUCAAUUAAAUGAUAAACCUCAACAGUCUACUAAUUGUCAUAGCCAACAAUUGCCCAUUAUUACUGCUUCAGAUACAUCGAGCACUUUUGACUCAGGAAUAUCAUCUGCAUACGAUCAACUACCUUUAAGAAAACAAGUAAACAACAAUCGAGAAAAUCGAAGCCAGAGCCUUCAUAGUUGGCAAACAAAUCCUAAUUUCAAAGGUAAACAUCUUUCCACUCCACGAGGAAACCGUACACAUUCUGCGUCGAAAUCCCUGUGUGACAAUAAUAAUAAUAAUGAUAACGAUGAUAAUAAUAAUAAUAGUGUCACUACGACUUAUACACGUGAAUGCCCUCUAACAAACUGUCUUAUUUCAUCAUGUUAUGAAUUCGAUUCGAAACAGACAACACCUGGACAACAGUUUGGUCGACAUACUAUGAAUGAUUUACAAUUAUGUGAUUCAUGUUCUUCAAUACAUCAUCAUUAUCAUAACCUUCGUCAUAUUUAUCGUCAUUCUCAUCUUCUUCAUCAUCAUCAUUCUCACUGUCCGGAAUUGAUGGUCAAUGAUUUGAAGUAUAAAUAUGAUAUAAAUAAUGAUUUUAAAAAGCCAACAAGUGGUAAACUACUUCAACAUUGGCUACAAUUACAACAAAAUUCAUCAGAACAUUUACAUACAUCUCUUCAACCUACUACUACUACUACUACUACUAUUACUACUACUACUACUACAACUACUAAUGAUGUUGAUGACAAUGAUGAGCAAAAAGUAAAAUGUUUAUCUUCAGAUAAUGCUGUAUUAUUGUCCAAUGAUAAUUCACAAGCACAGAUUAGCAAAACUAGUAAAGAACCAUCAUCACAUACACGAAAAUCACAUCAUCAUCAUCACCAUCAUCAUCAUAGUCAUCGGAAAUCUAGUGCACAUCGUAUUGGUAAUAAUAAUAAUGUCAAUAUUACUACUACUAAUAAUAGUAGUACUAAUAACAAGAAUCCUAAACAUUCAAUCAAUUUCGACAAUAAUUUGGAGUCGACCAACAAUAUUCGGUUGGAUUUUGACGAGAACAAUGAUGAUCAUGAUGAAAAUAAUACAAGUAGUACUAUACGUUUGGACUCCAAACUAGCUUCAUCAUCAUCUGUGAUGAUGCAGCAAAGUUGUCAUACUACUUCUACAACUGGUUCAUCAGGUGCUGGAUUAGUUGUUGGCUAUUAUUUAUGCGAUGAUCCUGUUCCUUAUCGAACUGUAUGGACUGGUGGUUCACAUAAUCCACCUCCAUCUUCUUCUUCCAUUUCUUCUUCUGGUUUAUUUGUUGAAGUCAAUGAUCAAUCAGAAACUAUAGACAAUUUUCAAACGAAAUUGAGUAAUCAAUCUUUGUUAACAUUAGGACAAUUUAAACAAUUGAUUGCUAAAAAAGGUGUUUAUCGAUAUUUUUUCAAAAAACCUAAUGAUGAAUUUGGUACAGGUGUAGUACAUGAAGAAUUAACAAAUGAUAAUGCUAUUUUACCAUUAUGGGAAGGUAAAGUUGUAGCACGUGUAGAACGUGCUGAUUAG